AUGUCCAUUCGAAGGCGGCGUUGGUGGUCGUGUUCCAGCCGGAGAAAGCCGAAGAGUGUGUGUUCCGGUGGUGGCGAAGAUGAGCAGCCGGAGAGGCCCGCCGAAGCACCAAAACAAGUAUGCCUGGAAGCCCAACGCUGGUGUCAAGAUCAACGAAACUGAAGUAGGAGGGAGGUUCAGGCCAUACUCGGACAUAACCGGAGUGUGUCCCCGUUGUAAAGAACAGAUCGAUUGGAAGCGCAAGUAUGGCAAAUACAAGUCGCUCACUGAGCCUGCUAAAUGUCAGAGAUGUUCUAAACGAGCCGUUCGUCAGGCUUACCACAAUCUCUGUACCGCUUGUGCUAAGGAGCAAAAUGUAUGUGCCAAGUGUUCCUGCCGGGUGGAUCGCAUUAUUGGAAGUGACGGGUCUGAAGUGGAGGCUGAGCAGAAGAUGCUCGAGGAGGCCAUCAAGAAUGCUCGGGAGAGAGAUAGGAGGACUCUUAUGCGGGCUAUGAACAAAGGAAAAUCUUGUAGUUCGUCUUCUGCAAAAUGCCCGACUGACAAUGGUACCAAGGCAGGGGAAUUAUUCACAGCUGAAUCACUUGAGGAGUAUGCAGACUUGAGCAAAGAUGAUGGGGACAAUGAUACGAGUGAGGAUGAGGACCAGGUCCUUGGCUGAGAAAGGAAGUGAAGGCGUAUUUAAAGCAGCUUCGAAUUUGCAGUUGUACUGCCAACGAGCAUCAUGAAUUGCUGAAGAUAACAGAUUACAGACAGUAGUGUUUUUGGUUUUUCUUAUGAGAUAAUUAUCAAGUAUUUUGCACUUAAAAACAAAAAGAAAAGAGGUUGCGCUCUAGUUUCAUAUUGUAUUCCAAAAAUAGUUAAUUUUUUUCCUUUUUUUUUUUUUUUUAUCUGAAUGUAAUAUUAAUGCUUUUUUAUUUGGAUUUAUUUGUUUUGUCUGUCAUAGACAGUUGUUCCCUUUUUAA
Molecule: messenger RNA, 962 nt
Organism: Diospyros lotus (date-plum)
Lineage: Eukaryota; Viridiplantae; Streptophyta; Magnoliopsida; Ericales; Ebenaceae
Exons: 7
Coding region: 80-658 (192 amino acids)
Source: RefSeq, a predicted model, not a curated record